Paramuricea clavata is the source of this 1780-nucleotide messenger RNA. The record is from the annotation of a GenBank genome assembly. Lineage: Eukaryota; Metazoa; Cnidaria; Anthozoa; Malacalcyonacea; Plexauridae.
AUGCAAUCAGAACAAGGAAAAGAAGAUCAAGGUAAUUUGUUAAAAUGUGUGCUGAAAUAUCAAAGUUGACAUUAUUGUGCAAUUUGUUGAAGGCAUGCAUUUUGUUGAGUUUAAUGUUUCCUAAUUUUUUUGUUGUACAGAGAAAAUUGAAGCUUUGCAGAAUAUAUUUCCACAUGCUGAACAAGCUCAAUUGAGUGCAGCUUGUAUGGAAGUGAUGGGAGAUAUCAAUAAAGCUGUUGACAUUGUUUUAGACAAAGGUGAAUAAUUUUUAAGCUAGAAGUUUGAAGAGAUAAUUUAAAGCUUAAUCUUACAAAACAAAUUUUAGAUAUAAUUUUUCUAUAACAUUAUAAUUUGCUUUAUGAAGAGUCAAAACUAAGGCUACCAACUUUUUGGAGCCAAGUAGAAAUGAGCAUUGGAACACCCCCAUACUACCUGCCAAAGUGCACCCUUUUCAUUAUAAUACUAAACAUGAGAAUAGACCUCAGAGACAAUUAGACAUGAUCCUUGCUCUUAAAUAAUAAAAAUGGAUUGUUUUGCAAAAACAAUUUCUUUUAAUAUUCUUAAUUGACCUUUUUACUGUUUAUUGAUGGAUGAUUUCCAGAAACAAGUGGAACAAGAUAAUCAACAAGCUAGUGUUUCACACAACAUAUGUACCCGGUACAGAGUUCAAAUUAGUUCAUUGCUUCAUGAUAUUGAAAUGGAGUAUGUAUUUUUCUUUUUCUGAAGAAGUCUUAGAGUUGAUCCAGAAACUUAGAUAAUUUUUUUUGUUGGAAAUUAAUUAAUCAUUAGAUUGUUUUCAGUAUCAAUUGACAGUGAUGAUACCAGUGAAGAUGAGGAAUUAAAUCACCCAUUGGUCACAAUGCUAUUACGUGCCCAAAAUAAUAAAAAUAUUGGUAAGCAUGAAAAGUUAACAAUUAAUGAUCGCACCCAAUAGAGCAGGCCGGCUUAAAAUCUAUUUUACAGGGCUGUCUGACAAAAUGUCCAAUGACGUAGAGUUUGGGUCGGACAUCUGUCCGAUGACCUUCAGUUUUGGCUCGGAAAUAAGUCUGAAUGUCACAAAUGAAUAUCAGCAUGAUGUAUUAAUUCUGUAAUUUGUUUCUUUCAUAUUUAUUUCCAAGCCAAAAUUAACUUGCUUGCCAGAACAGCAGUAUUAAAAAAGACUUCAACAACUUAAGCCCAUUUUCCACUUCACCAUUUCGCUCGCUGCCCCGCCCUCAACUACAUCAUUACGUCACUACAUCUGAUUUUCAAUUUAACAUACAAGGCUCUAGUCCUGGGCUAGGGUACAUUUUGAUUUACGUUGGACAAAUUAGCUACAGUUCAGUCAGACACCAAUACACUCGGGUCGAACAAACAAUAAACCUCAGUUUCACUUUGGUUGGACAGAAUGUCCGGUGUUUUCCUCUAUAUGUCGGACAAUUUUACAAAUGGGUCGGACAAUGUCCGUGACCAACCGAUAUUUUAAGGCCUGACCCAAUAGAGCAUGUAUUGGCUAUAGCACAAUAACAAUCAUAUAUACUGUAAUGUAUUUAUUAAAUUACUGCUAUUACAUGUUAUUAAUUUUUAAAUCAUAUUUUUAGACAUUUCAUCUAUUAUCAAAAGUCUUGGGAAAAAGCUGAAUGGGCCUUUCUUAAGAGUUACAACUGAUGACAACCUCAUGUUAUCUGAUGCUCUUGUUAUAUACAAAGAUCCAGGAUUUGAUGCAUCCCGUUCUUUGCGAAUAACGUUUGCUAACCAGCCAGCAGGGGGCGUUAGUUGGGAAUUCUUCGACAAGGUGUAG